CCUCCAUCACCGCACUUCCCACCCCCAAAACCCUAAACCUCAAAAAACCCCUUCGUUUUGGGAUUUUUGCAGGUCCAAAUUUUCUCUCAGCCCAAACAAACCCUAAAUUUUCUCCAUUAUCCCUCCUCCAAAUGGGCAAGUCAAGUAAGAAAUCGGCUCCCAAGGUUGAUGCGACUCCUGCUGUGUCUGCUAAGAAAGGUAACAAGAGGGAAGCUGAAAAGGAGAUAGCGAAGGUUGUUAGUGCAAAGAAGCAGAAGAAGGAUGUGGCAGUAGAGCAGGCUGCUCUGAAGAAGAAGAUUGAAGGAAAGACACAGAAAAAGAAAGAGGAAACCAGUAGUUCUGAGGAGUCAGAUGACUCAUCUUCCGACUCUGAGGACCAAAAGAGGAAGCCUGUUGCCAAAGCUGUUGUGGCUGCGAAGAAACCAGUUGCUGCUAAGAAUGGUAUUGCUGCUGCUAAAAAUGGGAACUUGUCAUCAAGUAGUUCGGAUUCGUCAGAUGAUGACUCUGAUGAGGAUGGAAAGCCUCAAAAGAAAGCUCCGGUUGUAGCUCCCAAGAAAACGGUUCCAGAAAGCAGCUCUGAAGAAAGUGAUUCUGAUUCAGAUUAUGAUGAGAAACCUCAAAAGAAAGCUCCAGUUGUAGCUCCUAAGAAAACAGUUCCAGAAAGCAGCUCUGAAGAAAGCGAUUCUGAUGAGGACAAGCCUGUGCAGAAAGUACCUGCUGUUGCCCCCAAGGCAAAAAAGGAGUCCAGUGAUAGCUCCUCUGAAUCUGAAGAGUCAUCGGAUGAAGAAGAAAAGAAACCUGUUGCCAAAGUUUUGGAUGGUGCUAAGAAACCUGCCGCUGCUGCCAAGACAACUAAACAGGAAUCUAGUGACAGUUCAUCAGAAAGUGAUUCUUCUGAUGACGAGAAACCUGCUGCUAAAGUUUUGGACAGUGUUAAGAAACCCACUCCUGCUGCUAAAGUUUCGGACAGUGUUAAGAAACCCACUCCUGCUGCAAAGACAACCAAACAGGAAUCUAGUGGUGGUUCGUCAGAAAGUGAUUCUUCUGAUGAUGAGGAUGCUGGAAAACUAAGUGCAAAAGCUGUUGAAAAAGAAAGCAGUACGGAUGAUGAGGACAGCUCUGAUGAAUCAGAUGACAAGCCUGCAAAGCCACUGGCAAAGCCAGCUAAAGUUUCAAAGCAAAAGAGCAGCAGUGAGUCGGGAUCUGAGGAUGACUCAUCUGAGGAGGAAAAACCUUCAAAGACCCCAAUGAAAAAAGACACUGAUGUUGAAAUGGUAGAUGCUGCUGUUACACCAGAUGCAAAAUUCGGGAAGAAAGCUUCCAAAACUCUUACUACUCCUGAGACUGGUUCAUCAAAGACAUUGUUUGUUGGCAAUUUGUCAUUCAACGUUGAACGAUCUGAUGUGGAAAAUUUCUUCAAAGGUGCUGGUGAAGUUGUUGAUGUGCGUUUCUCAGUGAAUGAGGAAGGAAGAUUUAAGGGCUUUGGACAUGUAGAGUUUGCCACUGCCGAAGCAGCAAAAAAGGCACUUGAAUUGAAUGGCAAAGAAUUUAGGGGUCGUGCUGUGAAACUUGAUUUCGCUCGUGAAAGGGGUGCAUAUACCCCAUACAGCGGCGGCAAGGACGACAGAAACUCAUUCCAGAAUAGGGGAAGAGAUCAGGUCAAGACGAUUUUUGUACGUGGUUUAGAUAAAUCCAUUGGGGAGGAUGAGAUUAGGAGUUCGUUGCAAGAGCACUUUGGUUCUUGUGGUGAGAUUUCAAGAAUAAGCGUUCCAAGAGAUUACGAUACUGGUUCCAUUAAAGGGCUCGCGUACUUGGACUUCAAUGACACUGGUAGUUUCAACAAAGCUCUAGAACUAAAUGGGGUUGAACUUGACAACAAUUAUUUGACGGUGGAAGAGGCAAAACCCCGAACCAGUUUCAAUGAUAGAAAUAAUUCGGGUGGACGUAGUAGUAACAGGUCUGGACGGGGCCCUGGUCGCUUUGGCGGAGGACGAGAUCGAGGCCGAGGUCGAGGUCGCUCAACUCCCAACAAACCAAGCCUGACUCCUCAAGGAAAGAAGACGACCUUCGGUGACGAUUGAGUAAUUAUAGGCAAUUUUGGAUGAUGGUUUUUCCCUUGUUUUUCCAUCAUGUUUUUUUUAGGUGCACUUAAAUUUAAGCGAGUAUGGUAUUUUGAGUCAUGAUACACUUUUUAUGUUUUACAUGCUUCCCUUGAAACUACAGGAGGUGAUGAUCUCCUAUUUAAAUAUUAUUAUCCUAUGCAUGAAAAUUUACUAUGUUGAGUAACGUGUUAUCUACAGACCACAAGACAAUGGCAGUCUGCCUUGUCUUAGGGUGAACAGGGUUGACUUUUGAGUGAUAGUCAAUGACUUUUUGUUAA
Messenger RNA from Morus notabilis, 2380 nucleotides. RefSeq names its product nucleolin 2. The transcript has 19 exons. Gene Ontology annotation, molecular function: RNA binding. The coding region runs from base 132 to 2081 and encodes 649 amino acids. Lineage: Eukaryota; Viridiplantae; Streptophyta; Magnoliopsida; Rosales; Moraceae. The record is from RefSeq and is a predicted model, not a curated record.